This is a messenger RNA of Electrophorus electricus (electric eel), 1168 nucleotides long. RefSeq names its product aminoacyl tRNA synthetase complex interacting multifunctional protein 1a (gene aimp1a). Gene Ontology annotation, molecular function: tRNA binding. The record is from RefSeq and is a predicted model, not a curated record. Lineage: Eukaryota; Metazoa; Chordata; Actinopteri; Gymnotiformes; Gymnotidae.
GCAUACGGGCCAGGCGGCGGUGUGGCGCAUGCGCGUGAGUGGAGCGGCUACCUGGCUAAGCUAACCUAUCUGAGGGGAUUUGUAAUCGUGAGUGAACUUGAAUGUUCCUGGGGCGCUCUUUCUUCAGGAUGUCUGGCCACACCCCCUCAAUCGUGAGACUGGAACAGCGAGCGGCAGAGGCCGACCACAUCAUUGAGUACCUCAAGGAGCAAGUCCAGCUGCUGAAGCAAAAAGCCAUUGUGCAGGCCACUGUCAGAGAGGAGAAGAAACUGAUGGUGGAGAAUGCCAAGCUGAAGAAGGACAUUGAGGAGCUGAAGAGGCAACUUCUGGAGAAGGAAAGACGAAGAGGAGUGAGAGAGGUGGCCAUGCCAGCAGCAGACUCCACGAUCCAGUGCGUCUCUGAGCACUCUGCACCAGAGCCUCCUGCUCCUCCACCCACCACUGCACCUGCCUCCGCUGCUAAAAAGACUCCACUUGCCAAUGAUGAGGCCAAGAAGAAAGUGAAACAGGAGAAAAAAGAGAAACAGGAGAAGAAGGCCGCCGCCCCCCAGGACGAGCCUAAGGUGGACGUGUCUCGGCUGGACCUGCGCGUGGGCCGCAUCCUCUUGGCCCAGAAGCACCCCGACGCCGACAGCCUGUACGUGGAGCAGGUGGACGUGGGCGAGGCAACACCCCGCACCGUUGUCAGUGGCCUGGUUAAACACGUCCCCCUAGAGCAGAUGCAGAAUCGCAUGGCAGUGCUUCUGUGUAACCUGAAGCCGGCGAGAUGAGGGGGCGUCUUGUCUCAGGCUAUGGUUAUGUGCGCCAGCUCCCCAGACAAAGUGGAGAUCCUGGACCCUCCCAGCGGCUCCGUGCCAGGGGACAGAGUCACCUUCCAGGGUUUUCCAGGAGAGCCUGACAAGGAGCUGAACCCCAAGAAGAAAGUGUGGGAGCAGGUGCAGCCGGACCUGUGCACUGACGCCCAGUGCGUGGCCACGUACAGGGGCGCUGCCUUUGAAGUGGCGGGAAAAGGUGUGUGCAAAGCCCAAUCCAUGAGCAACAGUGGGAUCAAAUGAGGCCUCUGGGUCGUAGGAGCUCCCAGCUGACCUAAGCCUUGGGACUUGUAUGUCUUCUGAUGGUACUAUUAAAGGAGGAAAAAAUCAUUAAUAAAUGAUUUGUUUAAACAUUA